Molecule: messenger RNA, 3716 nt
Organism: Chroicocephalus ridibundus (black-headed gull)
Lineage: Eukaryota; Metazoa; Chordata; Aves; Charadriiformes; Laridae
Gene: CCDC62
Product: coiled-coil domain containing 62
Exons: 10
Coding region: 533-2413 (626 amino acids)
Source: RefSeq, a predicted model, not a curated record
GGGAAGGCACCUGAGGCGGGGGUGGCGGCCCCGAGGAGAGGGGAAGGCACCUGAGGCGGGGGUGGCGGCCCCGAGGAGAGGGGAAGGCACCUGAGGCGGGGGUGGCGGCCCCGAGGAGAGGGGAAGGCCCCUCAGGCGGUGGGCGCGGGCCCGAAGUGAGGGGAAGGCCCCUGGGGCGGCGGUUCCUGAGGGGACGAGGAAGGCCCCUGAAGCGGGGGUGGCGGCCCCGCCGUGCGGGAGGGCUCGGGGUACCCGCAGGCCUGCCCCAGGUGGCCGCUCGCCCGAGCUGGUGGCACCUCAGGGCCCUCCUAGGGCCUCGGCCGCCGUGGGAGGCCGCAGGUCCGUGCCCCCGCCUCGGCCGGUUCUCAGUGGCUGGCGUUUGUCGUUCCUGCAGGGUUGCCAGGUCAGCAGCACUCUCGGCGGGUAACCAUGUAGUGCUUAAAUCGGAGGCGGCAUCCAUGCAGAAGGUUACAGCCAUAAAUAUUUGCCAGUAUCCACUAAUGCCUGGUAGCACUCUGGUCGCCAGUCCCCUAUGAAUUCAUCAGUGCCGUGUUCUGCUUCGCCCCAGAAACUUAGCGAAAGCCUUGAGAACAGCACCAUUCAGAAACAGAGGCAAGAACUCCAGCUUUUAAUUGCGGAACUGAAAGAUCGUGAUAAGGAACUCAACGACAUGGUUGCAGUGCAUCAACAAGAGCUUCUAGCCUGGGAAGAUGAUCGUCAAAAAAGACUGACUUUAGCAGAACGAUGCAGCUUAUUAAACAAUGAGCUGAACAAGAGAAAUGACAUUAUAAAAUCACUCACCAAAAGGUUAAAGUUCUUAGAAUCUCGGCAGAAUGACAGUAGGGCAACAUUUGAAUAUACACAACAGAAGUUUAAAGAGCUGUCUCAAAAAGUAACAGAUGCAACUGUUCACUGUCAGGCUCUGGAGGAGAAAAAUCGAAGUCUCCACUGCUCAGUUUUGGAACUGUCUGCUAAAACAGGCCAGCUGCAAGCGAGAGAACAGGAGCUUCUUACUAUGCUUAAGCUGAAGGCUUUUUUGAGAAGAGAAGAGUGGUCAACAAACAAUAAACUGGUUUAUUUUCAUAAACAAGCUUGUUUCCUGGCUUUGAUUUUUGGGAUUUUUUCCUCAAGAGCUCAGAAGAAAAUCUGUGAAGUAGCUGUAACUGCUGCAGACGAGGUUAUACUUGAAACAACUGAUUACAUUAUUGAGUUUACAUCUAAAUUCAGAAAGCUGGAAAGUGCAUUGCAUGCAGCAAAGACGGAGGAAUUCAGUCUAAACGAAGAAAAGCAAGACCUCAAACUGAGACUGAAAGAACUAACACUUGAAACAAAUAAGCUGAAAGAUGACCUCUGUGAAAGGAUAAAGGAAAAUAAUAAGCAGCAGGAAGAAAUCAUUCACCUCAGACAAGAAAAUGGCUGCUUGAGGAAUGAGCUUGCACUUAUUGUUGAGAAAUCAAAUAGGAAGGAUCAACUUCUUCAGUUUGCCAGGUCUAAACAAGCACGGACUGACACAGAACUAUCAAGUUUGCGACAGAUCUACGUAAAACAGCAGCGUGACUUGCAAUUUCUUCAUGUCAAUUUGGAGAGCUCUCAAGAAUUAAGGCAAAAGCAUGAAAAGGCGUCACAUGAAAGGAGCAUAGGUGUGGCAUUCUCUGCCCCUGAAAGUAACAGCGAGACAGACACAGUUAGGACUGAGGGCACCCACGAGAUAUGUGAGGAGAGUGGAACUGCACAGGUUCCAAAAAGUAGGGUAAAAAUCACCUCUGAGAUGUGUGAAGUAGAUAAAAGACUGUUACUGAAUGCAUCAGACUUGGAGGAAACUACCUCAGCGUACUUAAACCGGUGUCAAAAAGUUGUGAAAGUCUUGGCUGUCCUUACAGAAGAAGAAGAAAGGCGGGAUGUUGCAUCAAGCUCUGAUGAGCUAGGCAGCAAAGUAUUUUGUGAGGCAAACAACACAAGGCCAUUGAGAAACAGCGACAUUUCUGAGGAUGGAAUGGAAAGCAGAGACCAACAAACCUUUGAGUCGUCUUCACCUGAUUGUGAGCAUUGGCUUAAUGUCAGUUCUGGUGUAGAUUCACCAAGUACUUUGGUCCAGAACACCGUCACAUCUGACAAAACUGAUAAUGAAAAUAAAAUCUGGGAAGAGAGAACUGGAAUUCUGUUUGGCCAAAAAACCAGAGAGGCUUCUGCUGCGAUUCACAAGUCUGAAUCUGAUUCCUGUAGUAGUAACAACUUCAUCAUAAAAAAUGAUGCAUGGUGGGAGCCAGUAUCAGAUUCAGAAUGGUUGAAGAUUUUCAAACCCAUGAAAGGAGAUGGAAAUAUAUGGCAUGGAAAAGAUUGCAGCUUCAAGAGUGCACGAGAGACGAAAUGUGCCAGCUCAAAAAGGUUAUGUCUUGUUACAUUUAAGAAAUAGAUAGGUACAAGCUGGAGUUACGUAGAAACUUGGGUGUACAAGCUUUCAAUAAUUUAUGUUAUCUUUAGUGAUGUGUAAAGUAACUGCUGUUUUAAAAGUAGUCUACCAACUUGAAAAGUAGUAAAUUUAAAUAAGUUAAAAUAGCUGUAAGGUAUCAUGAUUCUAUUUUUAUGCAUUUAUUUUUUUGCAUCUCUUAGCCCCAAGGGCUGCGUGGGCAGGAGAAGCUGUGAUACCACAUAACUUGCCAAAUAAACUAAUUGAGAAAAAUGCAGACUUAAAAAAUCUUACAAUUUUUUGAAAUCCCAGAUGUUGCUUGUAAAUCUGGUGGGUAAAAUAUGUUCCAACCAGAGUUGGACUUCUACAGUGAUGUUUCUGUAAGGCAAGAAACAAACCUAGAUCUUGUGUGAUGCUUUAGUGGCUGUGUUAUUUCUGUUGAGAAAUCACACAGUGGCUGGGCAGGAAUGUAGGACACGGCUCUUCUGCACAGGCUGCUUUCCUCACUCAGGGCAAGAAAAUGAGAUGGCAAGAUUUAAAGGACAGCAAUCUGUCCACUCUCCAGUGCAUCUUUGUUAGUGGGACUCUAUCCCUGUGUUUAUGUUGGGGGAGGAAAAGGACAUGUGCAGAUGAGCAGAAUGAGGUUUCUAAUGCUGAGAAGUGUCGGAAAAAUACUCGGGUGUCUUAGUCGUAUUGGACGGUAUCCGAGAUAGAAAAUGCUGCUUUGCAUUUAUAGAUGUGGUUUUAUGCCUGCACAAGCGAGGGCAUUGAGAGCUGUGACUUUCUGUGGAUUUGUUGUGUUGGUUACGCUGUUUCCUUUCAAAAAAUUGACUGAGUUACCAGCUCUAUUUUAGAAGGAUUUCUGAAGGUUUUUUCAUAGCUGCCUUUUAGACAGAGAAGAGAAGGGGGAGUAGCUCUUCAGCUGGUAGUUUGACAAGUACAGUAAAUGAACAGCUGUUUAAACCUGCUAAGAAUUUUAGCCCGCAAGUCUGCCCAAUGUCCAAACAAAUUAAGGUUAUGGAAUGGAAAUAUCCGAUGUACAGAUGCUUUCAUUCUGUGCUGCUUUUAAACAAAAAUAUUGUAGAAACUGUUUACUGUAGUGUAUAGAAAUUGUUACUGUAGGGGGACAGACCUGUUCAGAAACAAGGUGAAUGGGCAGCCAUUGAAAAAGAAUGCUGUCCUGGCACAUUCCCACGCAGCUUAGCUGAGCUUCACACUGUGUAUGGGCUCUCUCUAGUUUCCACUGUCCAUAAAUCAUUAAAAAGACUCCAUUCCCUUACGUCUACCUUGAACUUUCUUAUCUACUCCC